ACGCACUAUAAAUCCUCCACCAUAUUGUCUCUCUUCCGUAAUUGGCAGUUUCAAAAGGCCCUUUGGCUUAACCUCUUUUCAGCCCCUUUCAGAAUCACACCCCCUCACGAAACCCAUGCACCCAAAACGCACAUUGUUAAUCUUAUCUACUCUUUCCAUAGUGCUCUCAUCUUUCAAGAAGAAAACAACCCACCCCCCACCACUCCUCUGCAUCAAACUCAAACCAAAUAAUGCCUCAAAUGGCAGCAACGACAGUACUGGACGAGAACCCACUAGAGAAAACCCUUUCUGUUCCACAAAAAUGGCCUGCAAGCUUCAUCCACGACACCCACUCGGAGCUGAAAAUCCAGCGGAGGAUCGCGGUUCCAUUGGUGGCGAUGAACUUGACGUGGUUCGCCAAGUUGGCCAUCACCACGGCUUUUCUAGGCCGCCUUGGAGAGCUUCAACUGGCCGGUGGCACUCUGGGGUUCACCUUUGCCAAUGUCACCGGAUUUUCCGUCUUGAAUGGGCUGUGUGCUGCCAUGGAGCCCAUAUGCGGUCAGGCUUAUGGAGCUAAGAAUUUUAAACUCCUCCACAAGACCCUUCUCAUGGCUACUAUCUUGUUGCUAGUGACCACGCUUCCCAUCUCUUUCCUGUGGCUCAAUGUCCACAAACUCCUUAUUCAUUUUGGCCAACGCGAGGAAAUCGCGAUCAUUGCCAAGAAAUACCUCUUCUAUCUCCUCCCUGAUUUGGUAAUCACUUCGUUUCUCUCUCCUCUGAAAUCCUACUUGAGCUCACAAAGUGAAACCGUGCCUAUUAUGUUGAGCUCGGUUGUGGCCGUAGCUCUUCAUGUGCCCGUCAACCUCCUGCUUUCCAAAGCUAAGGGCAUUGAGGGAGUUUCGAUGGCAAUCUGGAUAACUGAUCUCGUAGUUGUGAUUCUAUUAGGCCUCUAUGUGUCGAUCACAGAGAUUUGUAGCAAGGGAGGGAGGUGGAAGGAAGGAGGGUGGCUCGAGCAAGGAGCUCGAGACUGGAUCAAUUUGCUCAAACUCUCUGGCCCGUGUUGCCUGACCACCUGCCUCGAGUGGUGGUGCAUUGAGAUCCUAGUCUUGCUCACCGGGCGGCUCACGGAUGCUAGACAAGCAGUGGGAGUGUUGGCAAUAGUGCUAAACUUCGACUACUUGCUCUACUCCGUCAUGCUUUCACUAUCCACCUGCGCGUCCAUUCGUGUCUCAAAUUUGCUCGGCGAAAACCAACCUGGCAGGGCUUACAUGUCGGGAAACGUGUCUUUGGUCCUGAGUAUAGUUUCGGGCUGCAUCGGCGGGUCUGUAAUGGUGGGCGCCAAGGGCGUCUGGGGGCCUUUGUUUAGCCAUGAUAGGGGGAUUACCAGAGGUGUGAAGAAGACAAUGUUGAUCAUGGCUUUGGUAGAAGUGGUAAAUUUCCCGGUCACGGUAUGUGGAGGAAUAGUCCGCGGGACCGCCAGGCCGUGGCUGGCCAUGUAUGCCAACCUUGGAGGGUUCUAUUUGCUGGCUUUGCCUUUGGGAGUGGUUUUAGCAUUCAAGGUCCGUCUCGGACUUGGUGGACUACUAGGAGGGUUCUUGGUUGGGAUGGUUGGUUGCUUAGUUCUGUUAUUGGUGUUUGUUGCAAGGAUAAACUGGGAUGAGGAAGCCAGAAAGGCACAAAUACUUUCCUGUAAAGUUGAAGAGACUGUCGACGAAGAUGGAGACAACAAGAACUGCGCAAUCACCUGAGAAUUUUGUAAGAAGACAAAAACUGCGCAUCACCUGAGAAUUUUGUAAACUUUACCCAUGAUUAUGCACAUGAUAUAUAUCUAGUUCUAUUUGAUACGAA
Molecule: messenger RNA, 1827 nt
Organism: Rhododendron vialii
Lineage: Eukaryota; Viridiplantae; Streptophyta; Magnoliopsida; Ericales; Ericaceae
Product: protein DETOXIFICATION 56
Exons: 1
Coding region: 231-1727 (498 amino acids)
Biological process (GO): xenobiotic detoxification by transmembrane export across the plasma membrane
Cellular component (GO): membrane
Molecular function (GO): xenobiotic transmembrane transporter activity; antiporter activity
Source: RefSeq, a predicted model, not a curated record